CUCACUACUCAGGAAAAGUGCCUUGGUCAGUGCAAGACGGUACGCAGAAGCCUGCCCGGCUAAGGGAUGCCAAUGCCGACCCUCGGACGCCAAACCCCCCAUCAAGCCUCGGAUUAACCGCUCGCCGAGCUGGAGGACCGAUUUGCCUCGGUCCAGCAUGGCCACGCGCUGAUCUCAUCGCCAUAUUUAGGUUAAGCAUGACGGGAGCAAGCAACUCAUUCUCCUUGAUCCUGUUCAAUCCUCGACAAUGCCACCGCCUGCUGUCCCAACCCCAGAGUGGGUGAAGAAACUAACGCCUUCGGGCCCCCAAGGCCACGAGCUUCUCGCCCAGGAGCGCGCAAAGAGUACACUCCCUGUCCAGAACUUAUCUACCUUUCUUUUCACCGAGGAAGUCUUAGAACGCAAGCGCCGCAUCUUGGAGAUUUUGACGAAAGACCCUGUAUUCGACAAGUCUAAUAAUUACUUUGCUGGCCGCAUCGACCGCUUCGAGGCUGCUCUCGCAAGAGCCAAGAGGCUGCGCCAGCUGACAGUGGACCAUGGCUGGACAGAUGACGAAUUCCACAUGGCUUCAGAUCUGCUCAACGAGCCGACACCAUAUGGUCUUCACGCAUCGAUGUUCACUGUUACUUUGCGCGAUCAAACAACACCGGAACAACAAGAGCUCUUCUACAAGAAGGCAAAGAACUACGAGUAUAUUGGUUGCUACGCGCAAACAGAGCUCGGUCACGGCAGUAAUGUGAGAGGGCUAGAGACUACGGCCACCUGGGACCCAGCCACCAAGACCUUCGUGUUGAAUUCUCCAACCUUGACUUCUGCCAAAUGGUGGGCUGGAUCGCUUGGUAGGACGGCAACGUGGGCUGUGGUGAUGGCGCAGUUAAUCAUAAACGGAAAGUCGUUCGGCCCUCACCCUUUCGUUGUUCCCAUACGAGAUAGGAAAACGCACCAGCCCUUCCCAAACGUGUCAAUUGGGGACAUAGGACCAAAGUUUGGCUAUAAUACGAUGGAUAACGGCUUUCUGCUCUUCAAUCAUUACCGCAUUCCACAUAUUAACAUGCUUUCGAAGUUCGCGGGAGUCGACCCUAAGACUAACAAAUACAUCCGCCCCGCAAAGGCCUCGCUGGUGUACCAAACCAUGACCUGGGUCCGAAGCACAAUCGUCGUUCAAGCGGGCUCUGUGCUUGCCCGCGGGGUCACAAUCGCCACAAGAUACUGCUCUAUCCGGCGCCAAUUCCAGGAUAGGGACGCCCCACCCGGGGAGAAGCUCGAGACGCAAGUCCUUAACUACACGAUGGUUCAGAUACGUCUACUACCGCUUCUUGCUGCAACGUUCGCGCUCCAUUUCACUGGCAAGAACAUGAUGGCCCUCUAUAAAGCCAACCAAAAAAAGAUGCAAGAAACGGAUAACGGGAAUACGACUUCACCCCAACGCAGUCCUGGCCCUGAAGAACUACGUCCUAGCAGCGACCUCAUGGCUGAUCUACAUGCCACGUCUUGUGGCCUGAAGUCUCUGUGUAGCUCCAUUGCCGCUGAGGGUCUCGAAUCCUGCCGUCGAGCCUGUGGGGGCCAUGGCUACAGCUCUUUUAGUGGGAUUGGACCGUUUUACGCUGACUACCUGCCCACGAUAACCUGGGAAGGGGACAACUUCUUGUUAACUCAAAUGGUGGCGCGCUUUCUCCUCAAAUCCGCGCGCAGCGUUCUGAAGGGCGAACCUCCCACUAAUGACACGACACGCAACCUUCAAAAUUUCCUUGAAAAGUCCGAAAUGGGAGCAGCCUUUGAUAUAUUGGGCAAAGAUGAAGACAUCGUGGCAGCCUUCGCUUGGCGUGCGGCCUACUUGACCUUCGAAGCGCUCAAGCGCCGCGACGAGCAAAAAACUCCCUGGAACGACUUACUUGUGGACUUUUUCCGCCUAAGCAAAGCGCACUCCCAAUACCUCGUUGUGCAAAGCUUUUAUACUGGGCUACAAGAACCAUCCACGCAGCAGGAGCUAGACCCCGAGACCCUGGCCCUGAUGCACAAGCUGUUCCGACUGUACGCGCUGCAUACGCUCGAGAGCGAGGCCUCCGAGUUCUACAGCUCGAGUGCGGUGACAGUGCGCCAGAUCCAGCUUGCUCGCACCAAUGCCGUCAUGAAGCUGCUUGCCGAGAUACGCCCUCAUGCCGUGCGCCUUGUCGACGCCUGGGAUUUCCCCGACUGGCAGCUCGAUAGCAGUUUGGGACGGUACGACGGAAAGGUAUAUGAAGACUUGUUCUAUCGCGCCAGCGAGCUCAACCCGCUUAAUGCGGUCACGAUCGACCCCUACCCGAAUAGCGGUGUUUUGUUCAAGUCGGACAAGAGCUCUCAGUUCAAGAGCAAGCUGUGAUGAGACAAUGAGGUAUGUGGGAUGUGGCGCUAUGUUAUGUGGCUAGGUACGUUCGUUUCUGUUGCAUGUUAUGAUGUACAGCAUGUCUAGCUUGAGGUAGGGGAGUAGAGAGAUUUCCUCGUCUAUUUUUAUUAUGUAUUUAUUCGUUACCACGACACAAGUUAAAGUACAUAGGUAGCGCGCUUGUCCGCCACGACAUG
Molecule: messenger RNA, 2562 nt
Organism: Aplosporella prunicola CBS 121167
Lineage: Eukaryota; Fungi; Ascomycota; Dothideomycetes; Botryosphaeriales; Aplosporellaceae
Exons: 4
Coding region: 248-2362 (704 amino acids)
Biological process (GO): fatty acid beta-oxidation using acyl-CoA oxidase; lipid homeostasis
Cellular component (GO): peroxisome
Molecular function (GO): fatty acid binding; FAD binding; acyl-CoA oxidase activity
Source: RefSeq, a predicted model, not a curated record